This is a messenger RNA of Macrosiphum euphorbiae (potato aphid), 297 nucleotides long. Lineage: Eukaryota; Metazoa; Arthropoda; Insecta; Hemiptera; Aphididae. The record is from the annotation of a GenBank genome assembly.
AUGAAAACCGACCAAAUUAAAAUCGAAUCUUCUGAAGAAUUAAAAAUCCCUUAUGUUCGUUUGGAGCGUUGCAGUUUAGAAGAAAUUAAUGGCUACAAACUGAUACCAGAAAGAAAUGCUUACUCUUUGAUGGAAUCUAGAUCGGAAGAAUCUAAUGAAGAAGAAAGUGGCAAUAAUAUGCUAUCAAUGGACUUUGUGACUUUAUUUGGUGAUUAUGAAAGAUUGUACCGUUCCUAUGUCUUACUUGAACGGUUAUCUCCACACGAUAUUCAAAAUUUAUCGAAUAAAAAGGAUUAA